Molecule: messenger RNA, 1937 nt
Organism: Stereum hirsutum FP-91666 SS1
Lineage: Eukaryota; Fungi; Basidiomycota; Agaricomycetes; Russulales; Stereaceae
Product: iron permease FTR1
Exons: 7
Coding region: 56-1363 (435 amino acids)
Biological process (GO): iron ion transmembrane transport
Cellular component (GO): plasma membrane; high-affinity iron permease complex
Molecular function (GO): ferrous iron transmembrane transporter activity
Source: RefSeq, a predicted model, not a curated record
CCGGUCUUUCCCUCUUCCUCCUCCUCCUCCCCCCCGUGAGCGUAAGUAAGUCAAGAUGGCCAAAGACCUCUUCUCCGUCCCCAUCUUCUUCAUCGUCUUCCGCGAGACCAUCGAGGCCGCCAUCAUCGUGUCUGUCCUCCUCGGUCUCGUCGAACAGAUCGUGUACGACGAGCCUGUCCAUGGAGUGCAUCUCAGACACCAGCUCCCCGCCCUCGUUCCCGCCACCACUACCGCAGCUACUGACGAGAAAAGGUCAGAGUCGGCUAGUAAUAGUAAUGAGGGUGGUAUGGCCGCAAGAGACUCGGAGAGUGGGAGGGACGAGGUGGAUGCGGUGCAGGAUAAUGCGGAGGAAAAGAGGAAGUUGAUUAGGAAGAUGCGGAUUCAGAUCUUCGCGGGUAGCGCACUAGGCCUACUCGGCGCCCUCGCCAUCGGAGCAGCCUUCAUCGCCGUCUGGUUCACCCAAGCGUCUGAUCUCUGGGCUUCGUCGGAGGAUCUCUGGGAGGGCAUCUUCGAGCUCAUCGCCUCGAUUAUCAUCUUCGUCAUGGGCGUGACGAUGCUCAAGAUGGACCGCGCAAAGGCGAAGUGGCGUAUCAAGCUUAUUGAAGCGUUUUCUGGCAAACGCGUCGACAAACGCACCCGCACCUCCCGCUGGAUCCUCUUCCUCCUCCCCUUCAUAACCGUCCUCCGCGAAGGCCUCGAAGCCGUCGUCUUCGUCGGCGGUGUCUCCCUCGGCGAGCCCGCGACGUCCAUCCCUAUCGCUGCGAUAUGUGGAUUGGUCGUGGGGUUGAUUGUGGGGUUUGUGAUUUAUACGUUUGCGUCGAGGAGUACCCUCCGCAUCUUCAUGAUCGUAAUGACGAACCUCAUCCUCCUCAUCGGCGCCGGUCUCUUCUCCCGCUCUAUCUGGGAGUUUGAAAGCAAUGCGUUCGCGAAGAUAGUGGGGUCUGAUGUUGAUGAUACGAGCGGCGAUGGGCCGGGGUCGUUCGAUGUUCGGAAUUCGGUUUGGCACCUCGACUGCUGCAACCCCGAAAACAACUACGACAACGGCGGCUGGAUGAUCUUCAACGCCAUCUUCGGCUGGACGAACAGCGCGACGUACGGGAGCGUGAUUGGAUAUGCGAUGUAUUGGGUGGCGGUGAUGGGGGCGUUGGGGGGGUUGAAGUGGAAGGAGGGCCGCAUGUCCUUCUUCGGGCACGAAUCCGCGAUCGCGCGACAGAGGAGGGAGAAACGCGCUGCUCGUGCUUCUUCUUCUCCGGCGGCUGCUACUACUGAGGGAGAGAAAGAGAAGGAGAGGAGUAUUGCGUCGGGUGAGGGCUCGGGGGAGCGGGUGGGAGAGAAGGAGGGGAUCGAGGAGUUGAGGAAGUAGGUUGUGGUGGGUAGGGAGAGGGAGAAUGUGGCGCGUGGCGUGGCGCAGAAAAUUAGAAGCUCUAUGAUCGACGGUCGAUGGUCGAUGGUCGAUUUCUUCAUUUUGUUUCGUUUCAUUUUAUCUCGUUUCGUUUCGUUUGUCUGUUUGUCUGUUUGUUUUAAUCUGUCUGUCUGUUUGCUGUCUUGGGGUCUUAUGCUUGUUUAUUUCUCAUCCGCUACUUCUUGUUUUCUCUUCUCUUUGCCGUUCGUUUUUAUGUCGUCGUUGUAUAGUGUAUAUACAUGCCAUGUUCACGUUCACGUUCACGUUCAGUUUAUGAUGGUGAUGGGGAUGUGAUGCGAUGCGAUGAAGAAUAUAACGAAUCGAUUCUCUUUUCUCUAUGCUUUUCUGCUCGAGUCGAUGUCGAUGUCACGUUGAUGUUCUCCGUUCCUCUUCAAGUUCAAGUUUUAUGUGUGUCACUUCGUACUUGUCUACUUGUCGGUGUUGGUGUAUAUACUUCCAUGCCACGUUCACGUUCAGUUUAUGAUGGUGAUGGGGAUGCGAUGAGUGGUGAAGAAUAUAACGAAUCGAUUCUCUU